AUGAUGGCUGGAAAAGUAAUGGAGACAGAAGAGCAGAAUAGAAUACGAUUCCAGGUGGAACUAGAAUUUGUUCAAUGUUUGGCUAAUCCUAAUUACAUUCACUUUCUGGCACAGCGCGGUUACCUUAAAGAGCAAACAUUUAUUAAUUAUCUGAAGUAUCUGCAAUAUUGGAGGGAACCAGAAUAUGCUCGCUACCUCAAAUAUCCUAUGUGUUUACAUUUUUUAGAAUUGUUACAACAUGAGGCAUUCAGAAGGGAAUGUGUAUCAGCACAGGUAUGCAAAUUUAUGGAUGACCAAGCUAUUCUCCUAUGGCAGCACUACACUCGACGGAGAACACGUACUUUGCAGCCUCCCGAUGCUCCUGCACCACCUGCACCUCCAGCACCUCCACAAGGUCCACCGAGACAGCAGUCA
Molecule: messenger RNA, 414 nt
Organism: Brenthis ino (lesser marbled fritillary)
Lineage: Eukaryota; Metazoa; Arthropoda; Insecta; Lepidoptera; Nymphalidae
Source: the annotation of a GenBank genome assembly